GUCUUCCGCACCCACUAAUAAAUUCCCCCCUCAAGUCAUUCCGAUAUACUGUAGUAGACACGGUCCGUCCAUCGGAAUCAUCCUCGUACUCCCGUACAUAACAUGGUUAUUUUCUCCACGUCUUCUUACCUCCUUCUACAGUCCUUUUAAUUUUUCCUCUGACAUCCACGCCUUUUGCAGGUUGCUAUCUCGCGAUUUUCGCCCUCUGGCUACUCCGCCGCGUUCGGUAUAGCUGCUGCAUCAUCUUUAAUUUCGUGGUGGUGAGCUGGAAAAUGUUUUAUUCUUGACCCAAAAACGGUCCAACCCUGGAAAUUCGACACAAUCAUAUCAACAUGGAGCGAAAGGACAGCGUGGGUCAGACUCAGCCGGGCAUCGAGCUCCGUAACAACACAGACACAGAAGCAAAUGUCGGCCUCGGCGAUUUCGAAAAGGUCGAGCCCACCGCGUCGAUAGGUGCGUCUCUGGCGCCCACCGAGACAAACCAGUACGGCUCUCGACCAGAAUGUUUUAGCAACCUACUCGAGGAGUGCAUGUUUGUUCUGACCACGACCGUCGCCGUGGGUCAAUCGUCCAUCUUCUCGGGCGCCAUCUUGUGCAUGACCAACACAAUAGGCGAGGACUUGAACAUGACGGCCGCAGAAGUCACCUGGAUCAGUGCGGCACAAUACCUGGCGGCGGGCUCAUUCCUGCUUUUCUUCGGACGCGUCGCCGAUCUCUUCGGCAGGAGACUGUUGUUUCUACUCAGUUUGGGUUUCUUUACCGUCUGCCUGCUCGUCAUCGGCUUUGCCACGAAUGCCAUGUACCUGGACAUUUUUUGCGGUCUGCUUGGCCUGAGUUCGGCCGCGUCCGUACCACCAGCCAUUGGAAAACUAGGCGCCGUGUACAACAAGCCUUCCCGACGCAAGAAUCGGGCCUUUGCGUGUUUCAGUGCAGGGAACCCUGUCGGCUUCGUGCUGGGGGCGUUUAUCUCCGGCAUCGUCAUGACCGUCUCGACGUGGCGAGCCGCGUUCUGGGUCAUCGCCGUCAUCUACGCCUUCUUCACCUUUGUUGCGUGGUGGACCACGCCGCCUGACAACGAACAGACCUUGGGCGGUUUCAACAUGGCGACCUUCGUCAAGUUUGAUUUGCUCGGGGCUAUCCUGGCGAUUGCCGGAGUCGCCAUGUUCACGGCAUCUCUGAGUUUGGCAGCCGAUGCACCGAAUGGCUGGCAAACACCUUAUGUGAUUGCACUGCUGAUCGUCGGUGCUGUUUUGGUUCUUGGUUUUGUUUACUGGCAAAGCGUCUUCCGGUACCCCCUGAUGCCCCUGGCUGUCUGGAAAGACAAGAAUUUUAGCCUUGUUGUGAUGGUACUGCUUCUCGGAUUCUACGGUUUCACUGGCAACCUGUUCUGGUUGAGUCUCAUGUGGCAACGGAUCUAUCAUGUGCAACCCAUCAUGGUUGCCGUGCGACUUCUUCCUGCUGGCAUUGGUGGCAUUCUGGUUAACGUUCUGGCUGCGGUGAUUAUGCACCGCGUCAGCAACAAGCUGAUCAUGGUGGUGGGAGCCAUCAGCCAAGUCAUUGCUUGUGCCUUGUUGAGUGCCACGUCGACAUCCAUUUCCUACUGGGCCCUCACCUUCCCGGCACUGCUCUUCAGCGUCUUGUCACAGGAUCUGGAGUUCACAGUGACAAACAUGUAUGUCAUGUCAAGUCUGCCGAGCGAGCAACAGUCUGUCGCGGGAGGUUUGAUCAACACGGUGAUUCGGCUUGGGGCGACUGUUGGACUGGGCGUUCAGACGAGCAUAUACAACAGCGCCGGAGGUUCAGCACAAGGCGCCGAUGCCCUGAAAUACAGACCCUAUCAGACUACAUUCUGGGUCGCCUUGGUCGGAGCUGCUGCGGGUAUAUUCCUGGUGCCUUUCCUCACCAUUGGACGACAAGGUGUUAGGAAAUAAGUUGAGAUGGAAUCAAGGAAAGAGCCUGCUGUAAGAUAAGAGUUGACGGCGAAGUCCCCCAUUUGUGAAAUUAUAUAUAAAUUUACAUGAGCAAUCCAUUUUCUUGCUUGGCCGAUCAGAGAGGCGACAAAUAGUAAAACAUUUAC
Exophiala oligosperma is the source of this 2077-nucleotide messenger RNA. RefSeq lists its product as uncharacterized. Gene Ontology annotation, cellular component: membrane. Bases 333 to 1931 code for a protein of 532 amino acids. Gene Ontology annotation, biological process: transmembrane transport. Gene Ontology annotation, molecular function: transmembrane transporter activity. The transcript has a single exon. The record is from RefSeq and is a predicted model, not a curated record. Lineage: Eukaryota; Fungi; Ascomycota; Eurotiomycetes; Chaetothyriales; Herpotrichiellaceae.